AUGGCUUUGAGUUCAGGACAUUGUGAAAAUUUCCCAGAUAGUAUUCCAUCGGCCAUACGCCCCGUUCCUCAUGAACCUGAUGUGCCUGUGCCUUCAACUGAAUUACCAAUCAUCUCUUCAGAGUCUUCAGACUCGGAACAUCCAGAAGCUCAAGACUCCGAUAUUGAAUAUAAACCAUGUCCAGCCGGUUUUCCUCAGCCCUCCUCUCAGGUUGAGCUUAAUGAUCUGACAAGAGAUCUUGGCCUUUCGAAAGAGGCAGUUGGAUUGAAUCGCGAAAAGGAAUUUAUCAAGUACUUUGAUGAAGAGGAGAACUUGAUCUAUUGUUCUGAUGCUCCUGGAUUGAUGAGCAAAUUUAAUGUCAUCUACAAUAAAGAUGAGUGGAGGCUGUUUAUAGAUUCAUCUAAAAGAAGCCUCAAAGCUGUUAUUCCUCAUCAUGUGAGCCAGUAUGCAUCAGUACCAGUUGAACACUCAGUUUGUACGGCAUGGCGAGAAGUGCUGUACCAGCCAAAGUUCUGGCGCGGAUUGCAACCUGUUCUGAACUAUCGAGAACUAAAGACCAGCUCUGCGACUGUCCGGCUAGGAAUCUACAAAAGCAUCGACAGACGAGCCUUUGAUUCGGUGUGUCUCUUUGGAGCAAACGAUGAGGACAUUUACGAGUUAAUCACACAAUGCCCACCCAGCCUGGCCAAUCGCGUUCGACAUGUUGCACUACGGUGCUCUGGUAUCACAGACAAAGGCUUAGAAAUUCUCGUUGGUGGUUUACCUUCCAUUGUCCAGCUGGAGCUCUCCGGCUGCAAUGAGGUCACUGAUGCUGGACUCUGGGCAAGCCUUACUCCUCGAAUUGUGUCACUGACUUUGGCGGAUUGUAUAAAUGUUGCUGAUGAUACUGUCGCUGCUAUAACACAACUGUUGCCUUCACUUUAUGAACUGAACUUACAGGCAUACCACGUGACUGAUGCGGCUUUGUCUUAUUUUAGUCCUCGGCAAACAACCAGUCUUUGUAUUCUGAGGUUGCGCUCCUGUUGGGAGCUAACCAACCACGGCCUGCUUAACCUGGUGCACUCCCUGCCCAAUUUAGUGCAAUUAUCUCUGUCUGGUUGCUCUAAGAUUUCCGAUGAUGGAGUUGAGAUGUUGGCAGAAAAUCUCAGGCAGUUGAGAUCUCUGGAUCUCAGCUGGUGCCCUAGAGUGUCUGACGGUGCGCUUGAAUUUAUAGCAUGUGAUCUUAGUCAACUCGAAGAGCUAACUCUUGACAGAUGUGUACAUAUAACAGACGUAGGAAUUGGAUACUUAUCAACAAUGAACAACCUAUGUACUCUAUACCUACGUUGGUGUACUCAAAUUAGAGACUAUGGAAUAAAACAUUUGUGCUGCAUGCGAAAUCUACAAAUUCUUUCACUAGCAGGUUGUUCAUUGGUUACAGCAAACGGAUUAUCAACAUUGACACAGCUACGGCACCUUCAAGAGCUAGAAUUAACCAAUUGCAGGGGCGCUUCAAAAGAACUAGUACAGUAUUUACAUCAAAACUUGCCUCGUUGUCUCAUUAUUGAAUAAAUUAUGUAAUUAUACUAUCAA
This is a messenger RNA of Parasteatoda tepidariorum (common house spider), 1572 nucleotides long. The record is from RefSeq and is a predicted model, not a curated record. Lineage: Eukaryota; Metazoa; Arthropoda; Arachnida; Araneae; Theridiidae.